AUGGCUCCCGAUCCCAAACUUUCCGGACACCUCGGCCAUCUGACCGGCGAGCAAGAAGCGAAAUUGCGCGAGUUUUGGUGCAUACUUUUCACGUCCGUCGCAUCGGUCCUGUCCGCAGUUUAUGAGGUCCCCAUUCCGGAUGGCCCUCCGAGUAAGAUAUUUGAAAUCCUGGACAGGAUUGAAGAGCCAACAGUGGAUGCAAUCACUUCUGCACUAAAGGGAAUAACCUUACAAGAGUCGAACGGAGCUUCCACGGAGACAAAUGGAGAUACCAACGGUCACACCAAUGGAGAAGGGGCAGAGGCUAAAGCUGCGGAGACAAUCGUCAUGUCCGAAAAGGCAAAUCAAAAAGUCACGCCAGAGCACUUCGCUUCUCUCCUCGCUGAGCUCCGCAAGCUUGGAGUGCAGGACUCUGAGAUCAAAUCCAUGGAGAGUAUCCUAUCCCAAAUGACGCCGAAAGAGAUGUGUUACAAUGUUUUGAAAAUGGUCAAACAGGAGCACCCUGAUAGCUUACUACUGCGCUUCCUGCGAGCCAGGAAGUGGGACGUCGGUAAAGCAUUUUCCAUGAUGGCUUCCACCAUUCUCUGGAGGAAAGAGAUGGAAGUCGACGAUGAGAUUCUGCCUCGUGGAGAGGCAUACGCACUAGAGCAGUCCCGCGGAAAGGGGGUGUCUGCAAAGGAAAAGAAGGAGGGAGCUGAUUUGAUCAACCAGCUCAAGAUGGGCAAGAGCUUCCUUCACGGCUUUGAUCGGGAGGGCCGCCCCGUGAAUUAUGUCCGAGUCAAGAUUCACAAACCUGGUGCUCAGAGCGAGCAGACCCUUGAGCGGUAUAUUGUUCAAGUCAUUGAGUCGACGCGACUUAUCAUUGCUCCUCCUGUCGAAACGGGUGAAUAUGGUCCGGUGAAAUUCAUCAUCAAGUGCUUUGAAGCAAACUAUCCGGAAUCUCUCGGUCUACUUCUCAUCCAUAACGCACCAUGGGUAUUCUCCGGAAUCUGGAGAUUGAUCCAGGGCUGGCUAGACCCGGUUGUCGCCUCAAAGAUCCAGUUCACCCGCUCCGUUGCCGACCUCGACAAAUACAUUCCUCGGAACCAGAUCCCCAAAGAGCUCAAAGGUGACGAAGACUGGAAUUAUCAAUACAUCGAGCCAGUAGAGAAUGAGAAUGCGCCCAUGCAAGAUACGGAGACGCGAGACUCACUCAUGCUCGAGCGCACCAAGAUCGGCACUCGGCUGCUGGGCGUCACAGCAGCCUGGAUAUUGGCUACUACGUCGAAUGAAGAGUCCUCGAAGGUUGAGGGGCUCAAGUCCAGACGUGAUGCGAUCGUCGAGGACUUCCGAGUCAAUUAUUGGAAAUUGGAUCCUUAUAUCCGGGCGCGGGCGCUCAUUGACCGGAACGGAAUGCUUCUUCCCGGUGGUCAGCUUUCAAGGGGCGUUAUCGAAGGCCAGAAGAGAUAG
Messenger RNA from Penicillium olsonii, 1449 nucleotides. The record is from the annotation of a GenBank genome assembly. NCBI's taxonomy places the organism in Eukaryota, Fungi, Ascomycota, Eurotiomycetes, Eurotiales, Aspergillaceae.